AUGAUGUUUUUAAACGAAUUGAAACCAUCCGAUGUUCGACUGCUACACCUUGGCAAAUCCUCUCCGGUCGAGGUCUACACGGACUAUGGAUGUUUGGAGACACAGGGCAAGCAAUGGGCGUGCAUCUCCGGUCUACCAGCCAUGGGGGCCAUGGCUAUUGAGAGGGGGGGGUAG
Letharia columbiana is the source of this 174-nucleotide messenger RNA. RefSeq lists its product as uncharacterized. The transcript has a single exon. The record is from RefSeq and is a predicted model, not a curated record. NCBI's taxonomy places the organism in Eukaryota, Fungi, Ascomycota, Lecanoromycetes, Lecanorales, Parmeliaceae. Bases 1 to 174 code for a protein of 57 amino acids.